AUGACGGUACCGCCAGAGGCAUUAUUCAAGGAGAUUCCUGAACUUAUUGAGAUUGACUUAGGGGAAUCCAUCACAGCGCGAACCGAGGCUCUCAGUACAUUUCGUGAACUUGGACCUCCAGAUUUGUGCCAUGUUAUAAAGAGUACUGGAAAGAGCGGGGGCCGAGAGACAGGAUCCUAUCACUACGUUUCUGGAGUCGAUGCAUCGUCUUCUGCGUCGUUAGCGGCCUAUAUCAACUCGUUAACAUACGCUAUCGAAGACACUUCUGCUUGGUUCUCGACGACGGCGACAUGGAAAGUGCGAAGCGGGACAUAUUGCUGUUUCAAUGCAUUCUCCAGAGUCGACAUGCGAGUCGACGUUAAGAUCCCUGGAGGUGUACAUGCAUAUGUGAUCGAUCUGCGCGGUGAACGGCACGAAGCGACAGCGGAAAUUUGGCAAGAGACAUACGUAUCAGCAUUGCUCAGGGCCAUUCUGUACUCGGACGACCCCACCUACGCGCUUGAAGCUUAUCGGAAACUGGAUCCCAUUACAACAGCAGAAGGCGAACUUCGAUUCCUCCAGGCAGCAGAGGCUCUGUUCCCCAAGGGCUGGCAAGUGGGCUCUGAUCCUGAAAUCCAGGUCGCAACCGUCGUUUCGAAUCAUCUCACCGCGGGGAUCAUGAAGUACUUUGGAGACAGUGGUCGUUAUCAACAAGCAGCAAAUCUCUUCGAAAAGCUUGUUAUUCGGGAACCUGAAGUCUCUUCGUUACUGGCAAGAAGCUACAUCGGAAUGAACGAGGAAGUCAAAGCUGUGCAAAUCAUCGCGUCGGCUAUGCGAGAAACGCCCCAAUCUUAUACCCUUCUCCACGUCCAAUGCGACUUCCUGCGUUCGAAAGGCAAGUUCGAAUGGGCCCUCAAACUCGCACGGCAGGCCGUCAACUGUGCUCCCAGCGAGUUCGUCACCUGGGAAAAGCUUACCGAUAUCUAUUUGGAGCUCGGCCAGUACGAGUCGGCUCUUCUCACAUUGAACUCUUGUCCCAUGUUCACAUUCAACGGUCGGGACUCCCAUCGGACGCUUCCAGUCUCCAAGAUCCAUCUCCCUUUCACAAAAUCCAUCGGUGAAAUCCUUCCGGAGCGAAUCAAGACUGAAGACGACGAGGCCGAUCCUGCCCUUCUUCGUUUGCCAGCACCAGGUCUCCGCGGAACCUGGGCGAGGGCGUAUGCUCUGCUCACCCGGCUAGUCUCCCAAAUCGGAUGGGAUGAGCUCCUCAAGACACGGAGCAGUGUUUUCGUUAUGGAGGAGGAAUACCGUAUGCAAAAAGCGCAAGCCGAAGUUAAAGCCACAACCAACGGGGUCGACAACGGCGCUGAUUCGCCUGCGAACGGUGAUGCUGGACGCGCGGUGAUUCACGAAGACGGAACUGUCAGACCUUCGAUGGACGAUAAAGCCUCGACGCGUGCGAUCCCGCCUAGCCCCAAACAUCAGGAAUCGUCGAUACCGACGAUCAAGAUCUCUGCGGACGGGGAUCAGGAGGAGGAAGGCGAGGAGGCGGACAUUGUCCCCACGCCUGUUGCACCCAAACCGGGAGUGCAAAAACCACAACAAGCGGCGGCUGAUGAGAGUCAGGAUGGUUCGAGCGAGGCGAGCAGCAGUGCAAACAGCCCUGGAACUGGCGAAGCUUUCUCAUUUAGCAAUAAGCGACUCUGUGAGCGGUGGUUGGAUAAUCUGUUCAUGGUCCUCUACGAGGACCUCCGGGUGUGGACGAUCUUCCGAGCUGAGGUGGCACACUUCAAGACCCAGCAUGUAGCGUACCGCAAGACAGGAAUGGAGUGGGAGAUCUUGGGCGACCUAGGGCUGCGGUUGCACCACAAGGAGGAAGCCAAGGAGGCAUACCAGCGGUGUCUCGAUGCGCCUCGCUACUCGAUGAAGCCAUGGCUCAAGCUAAUGGAAGUGUACGCGGAGGAGGGUGACAUCCAGCGGACGAUCCAAACCGCAAUUCGGGUCGCUGCAUAUCAAUACGCCGACUAUACCGAGAUGACGUAUCCCACCUCCAUCUCGCGCGCGUUCUUCAAGUUGGGACAGAUCCAUGGGUUCGCCAAGAUCUCGUUUACACUUCUCAGCAUGGGACUGCCGGAUCAGAUUCUCAAGAUCAUGGAGAGCUACCUGCAGUAUGGGAAGGUGUUCAAGGUGGAGGGGUAUGAUUUCUGA
Messenger RNA from Coprinopsis cinerea okayama7#130, 2187 nucleotides. Its product is annotated as ChAPs family protein. The record is from RefSeq and is a predicted model, not a curated record. Bases 1 to 2187 code for a protein of 728 amino acids. Gene Ontology annotation, cellular component: exomer complex. The transcript has 10 exons. NCBI's taxonomy places the organism in Eukaryota, Fungi, Basidiomycota, Agaricomycetes, Agaricales, Psathyrellaceae. Gene Ontology annotation, molecular function: protein binding. Gene Ontology annotation, biological process: Golgi to plasma membrane transport.